Dermochelys coriacea (leatherback sea turtle) is the source of this 1645-nucleotide messenger RNA. RefSeq names its product C-type lectin domain family 2 member E-like. Bases 569 to 1207 code for a protein of 212 amino acids. The transcript is spliced from 6 exons. The record is from RefSeq and is a predicted model, not a curated record. Lineage: Eukaryota; Metazoa; Chordata; Testudines; Dermochelyidae.
UGACAAUGGUUUGGAGGUGUGUAUGCGCAUAUUUAUUUGUUUUUCUUAAAACUGAGUAUUUUGUCAAAACAAGUGUGAGAACGGCCAACAGCAAGGGUUGGUGGGGCCACCCAACAACGUGCCCUGAGAAACCCUGAGCUAAAAGGCGCUGUCCCCUUUAAGGGAUUUGGCGCGCUUUUUUAGUGCCCUCACAGAUGCCCCUCCCCGCCCCCAUUCAUACCAGCCGAAGGAGGGAAGUCUCCUUGGUGCCUUGUCCAAUCCAGGAGGAGGAGUAUGGCCAGUCCCCCUCUGGUUGGCUGACGGGGGAUCUCGCGAGCUUUUCCUUGCCCGCUCAAUGGCUUAGGGGAGCCGUUGGCGCGGGCGCGAGCGCGGAAACUGGCCUUUGAUUUCUCCCUGUCCCGCGCGGCUGCGGCGCCAGAUCGGCUGGAGAAUCCUGAGCAGGGAGGGGGAGCCGGGGCCAGGUCCCGGCUUGGCGGCUGCUGAAUGGGACCCAGUCAGACCGAGAGGAGCCGAUCCUAGCCUGGCGCCUGCAGCAGCGUCUGUAGCCUGGGUGUCGCUGGGAGAGCCGAUGGGGCCAGCAGCUGGGGCUGCUGAGAGCAAAGAGCCGCUGCAGGGGUUGCGUGUUAAGCCUGAUGGACACCUGGAGGCUGGCGGGGAGCCAGAACCUCGUGCUAACUCCAGCAAAUGUAACUACAAGAAACGGGAAGUUGUGAUCGCAGUCUCCAUCGCAGUCGUGUUGGGUCUCAUUGCUCUUUUUGUCUUGGCAUGGCUGAGACCUAAGCUUCCGUCAGCUGAUCUGGGGCCCCCUGCUGUGUCCUGCUGCCCGGAGGACUGGGUUGGGUAUGGAGGGAAAUGCUACUAUUUCUCAGAGACGGAAGGGAACUGGACCUACAGCCGGAGCCAGUGCUCUGCACUCAACGCCUCCCUGGCUGGGAUCAACAGUGAGCAGGACCUGGAUUUCUUGCUGCGCUAUAAAGGCAAACCUGACCACUGGCUCGGUCUUCAGAGGGACCCGGGGCAGCUCUGGAAAUGGACCAACGGCACCGAAUUCAACAACCUAUUUGUGAUAGGAGGAGGAGGAGACUGCGCAUAUCUAAAUGAUGAGAAUCGGGUCAGCAGCUUGCGAUGCACCAGUAAGAGACACUGGAUCUGCACCAAACCCAAUGAGUUUACAAAGGCACAGGAGGAUGCAGUGGAAGGGGGCUGAUGAUAAGAGUAUUAUAGAAUCUAGCCCUGAAAAAGCCGGACUGUGAUUUCUUGUGUCCAUCACGUCUGACCAAUUCCGGAAUAUCAGGGAAUGCUCUGCACAUCACGGGGCAGAGCACUGUUGAUUUUGGUGAAAUGCCAUCUACGCAUCUUGUUCCCCCACCAAUGUUCCCUCUAAUUUUUAACACCCAGGUGUGGAAUGAAUUUUGUUUUGUGCACCAAUAUGAAGGUGAUAUAUGGUGGGGCUGGGGCAGAGGCAGUGAUGAGCUGCCAAAAUCUUAACCGGUUCCCUUAAAAAGUUCUGAUUUAAGGGAUGUGCCCCAGUAUGUAUUUUUUGUACCAACAGAGUUACCAUACAUCCAUAUUUUCCUUAAAUCCCAGAUGGCGAUUUAAGAACCAAAAAGCCUGACCUGUCCGGAAAAAUACAGCUGUAUGUUAA